This is a messenger RNA of Condylura cristata (star-nosed mole), 4230 nucleotides long. RefSeq names its product golgi to ER traffic protein 4 homolog (S. cerevisiae) (gene GET4). Gene Ontology annotation, biological process: protein insertion into ER membrane. Lineage: Eukaryota; Metazoa; Chordata; Mammalia; Eulipotyphla; Talpidae. Bases 483 to 1304 code for a protein of 273 amino acids. Gene Ontology annotation, cellular component: BAT3 complex; cytosol. Gene Ontology annotation, molecular function: protein binding. The transcript has 9 exons. The record is from RefSeq and is a predicted model, not a curated record.
AGGGGUGCGGGCUGGGCCCGCCGGGACCUGGACCCUGACCCGGAGCGCAGACCCGACGCCAGGCUGAAUCCGGCUGCAGACGCCCCCUGUGCUCGCUCUAAUCCUGCCUUGGUUCCCAUCUCCCCUGAACCCGACGUCCUCUUCCUUCUGCCGGGACCCCGGGCUCUUGGCCCUUCCCCAGCUCUUUUCCCGAGCACCUUGCUCCCUCACCCGCAGGGGUCGUCCACCCUACGUCUCCUCGCCCCGCUGCCCACCGCCCUCCGCCCUCAGAAAUCCCCCAUUCCAAGUCUCUCGGUUUUCCUCCUACAGGGAAUCCCGUCACGAGGGAUUUAAAAAAAAAUUUUAACUGUUGUGUCGCCUCUAGUCUCAUGUUUCGUUUUGUUGGUAAAUUAGCUAUUUUUAUAAACCUGGCGUUUUUUUGUUCCACCUGUGCUGCCCAGUAUUUGGCCACGUGUGGCUAUUGAGCUUCUGGAAUGUGAUAUAUGUCACAGAACAAACAUGCAGAGGCCCGGGAACUCAUGUGCUCUGGAGCGCUGCUGUUCUUCAGCCACGGUCAACAAAACAGUGCUGCAGACUUGUCCAUGUUGGUCCUAGAGUCGCUGGAGAAGGCGGAAGUUGAGGUGGCCGACGAGCUGUUGGAAAAUCUGGCUAAGCUGUUUAGUAUGAUGGAUCCAAAUUCUCCGGAGCGAGUGGCUUUUGUGUCUAGAGCACUGAAAUGGUCCAGUGGAGGCUCCGGGAAACUGGGCCACCCCCGGCUCCACCAGCUGCUGGCCCUCACCCUGUGGAAAGAACAAAAUUAUUGUGAAUCUCGGUAUCACUUCCUGCACUCUACUGAUGGAGAAGGAUGUGCUAACAUGUUAGUAGAAUAUUCUACCUCCAGGGGAUUUCGCAGUGAGGUGGACAUGUUCGUGGCGCAGGCUGUCCUACAGUUUCUCUGUUUGAAAAACAAAAGCAGUGCAUCAGUAGUGUUCACGACGUACACGCAGAAGCACCCGUCCAUUGAGAACGGCCCUCCCUUUGUGCAGCCCCUGCUCAAUUUCAUCUGGUUUCUGCUGUUGGCUGUAGAUGGAGGCAAACUGACCGUGUUCACAGUACUGUGUGAGCAGUACCAGCCAUCCCUCCGGCGGGAUCCCAUGUACAACGAGUACCUCGACAGGAUAGGACAGCUCUUCUUUGGCGUGCCGCCCAAGCAGACUUCUUCCUACGGAGGCUUGCUAGGGAACCUUCUGAGCAGCCUCAUGGGCUCCUCGGAGCAGGAGGGUGAGGACAGUCAGGACGACAGCAGCCCCAUCGAGCUCGACUGACGCCGCCGCCCGCCCACCGGACCUGCAUGCAGACGCCCGAGGCCGAGUCCCGGGGUCCUCGUGCCCCGCGGGCUCUGGGUUCUGAGGCUGUGGUGGCUGCGUGUUGGUGUCUGUGUCUGUGCGCUGGCCAAGGGCUGUGCGUCGCUGUGCCGACCAGGCCGACACCAUGUUCCCUCAGAUUGACCCCAAUAAAGCACAGGCCUUGCUGCGCCACCUUUCCCAGUCCUUUGUUUCUCUUUGCUUUGGGAGGGCUGAGGGCUGACGUGGGCGCAGCUUCUGGUGUGCCAGGCAGUGUCCUCCGCUGUCACGCGUGCCCGUCCUCAGCACAGACAGCACUUACGAGCUGUCCCAUGGACAUCCUGCUGUGGCCUGGAGAGCAGCUGUUCCGUGCUGAGUCCUGGAGCCACAUCCCUGCUGCUGAGGGGCACGUUGUCACUCUGGAAAUGGUGUCUUUCCAAAAGGAUGCUGCAGAACUUUACACCUCCUAAUGCAAUAUUUAUCUUCGUCGGUUGAUUGAUUCCUCUGACCUGACAUUAUAGGUUUUAGCCAGAAAACCAGUCCAGGGGCUGGCAGGGCUCUCCCGUCUCUCUGAUCUAUACAGGUGUUACCGGAUCGUUACGAACAGGAAACACUUUAUUUUUUCACAGUUAAGAGUUGUAGAUUAAUACACAGUGAUCAUGCAUGGGAAGGAGGGAAAUAAACAAUUUUAUUUACUGUAAAAAUGGAAUUUAAAGGAAGGUUUGUGUUAAUUGUUGAGUUUAAAUAAAUCCUUUAUACUGGGCUCUGCGGCACUGGUCCUUUCUGAGUGAGCUCCGGGACGUGGGCAUCUGCACAGAGGCCUGGGCCUCCCCAGCGAGGGGCCCGGCGCUGUGACCAGUGGCUUCCAGGCUGUCCAGCCUGAGGUGGAUGUGUGGACAGCAGCAAGAGGCCAGUGCUGGGGAAGUUUCAUGGUCUUAGGUGAAACAAGUGGCGGUGUUGGAGCAGUCAGGGUCUGGGCGGCGCAUGAGCCCCGGCCCUGGAGGAGAGGCUCUGCUGACCUGUGUCCUGAGAUAGAGAACGGCCGGAGCAACCUUCUCCCCCCAGGUGGUUCUUGGGGUGGUGGACUUGGGGCUCAGGUCUGACUGGUCAUCCACCGGGCAAGGAAGCUGGGUGGGGUCUGAACCCAGGAUGGGGGUGCUACUUCUGCCACAACACUUGUUUUGAAGCCACAACUUGCACCCGCCUUCGCUGAUGUGCUAGGGAACAGUUGGAGCAAAGUGCAUUUUUAUGUGUGAUUUGGCCCAGAAUUCAAAGGAGCUUGGACAAAGGGGCUGUGCUAGAGUGCAUGCAGCCCCAGGGGGUCACCCUCAGGUUUCAGGUUCCCCUCCUUCCAAGGCAGCUCCCAAUCACCACAUGAAGUGCCGGCUUUAGCUACUGUUUACUUCAGCCAGUAAACCCCGCCGUCCCCUCAGGAUGGGAUGAGGCUCCAGUGCGUGUGGCUGACCCAUAGCUGUGGUUUUCCCGUGUGGGUUGAAGGGCACGGUCAUUUUCCCUUUUCUAGGCGCAUAAGCGUACCCCUCACCUGAGUGCUAGCAGGUCAGGACAGCUGCACUGACCUCAUGGCCCCAGGACCAGCACUAGGUGUGCCCAGAGGGCCCCCAGGACCCAUGCGAGGGAGGGCCUGGCUGCAGCACCUUAAAAGAACUUCAAAGUAAGAAAAUUAAGGACCAGCCAUUUAUGGAGUGUAACUCGCAGCUUGCCUGAGAAAUCUCGCCACCAGUCGUCACGUUGUCUUACAGUGCUAGGGCAGCCGGGUUCCCGCUUCCUGCAUGCCGCGUGGGUGUGCGCAGGGUACGGCGCCCUGGCAGCGCAGCGCACGCCCCGCAGAGCACGCCCGUGAGUACGCACGCCGGCAUGCUCGUGUGCUCUCAGCAUGAGCCCCCCACCUCCAGGAACCAAGAAGAUCAGGCCAAGAGGACUUGGGCCGGGGGAGGGGGGCUGACCCCUGCACAGUGGGGAUAAACCAAGGGAACACAGGGUUUCUCCUGAUGCAGUUUGAGUUUCCUUGUCCAGAAAACAGGUCAGUGGUAGUGGAUAGGGCAUUAGGAGAUGGGGGUGGGGGAGGCGGCCUCGGUUUUGAGGAAGGGGUGAGGGCAACCUCUUCUGGGGCAUUGCCCGGGGCAGGUGGGUCUUCAUUACAUCCCCUGGGGCACUGCAGGUGGGGGGAGGGCUUACACUCGGUUGUCCUCACCGUCAGCCAUCCUAGAGCCCCUGCCCUGGCAGCCCUCGCUCAGCAGGGACAGUGUUUCUGUGGGUAGGGGUGCCUCGAUGCCCCCCAGUCCUUCAUCUCCCUCAGAAUCCAGAUUUUCAGGGGUUGAGCUGGUGGGCGCCAUGCUCAGAGGCAGGGGAGAGGCAGCAUCCCCAAUCCUCACAGCUCCCUGGGGGGGAGGGGGGACCAGAGCCCCCAACCCAGAUACUACACAAGAUGAGGCCACACACAAGCCCCACUCUAUUCCAGGACACAAGGGCUGGGGGCCAUCUGCUCACCCAGCAGGUGACCUGCCCCCCGACCCCCCCCCACGAUACACAGGCUGCCUGGGACAGCCGAGGACCAGCCUGAAGUGGAUCUGCUCCAUGCACUCACUCCUUCCCUGCACACUUCCACGUACAGGGUCCCCUGCUACCUCCACACUCCCAAGGGUGCACAGAGCCAAGUCACCUGGUGUGGAGGCUGUGGUCAGUUUGGCCAGUCGCACUCCGAAGUUCUGUGGGGCAUGCGCAGUUCCCAACCUCCAUCCUCCAAGGGUUCAGAGGCACCAUAAGGUCAGACAGGGGGCGCGGAUCACUGGACAGUGUCAAUCCCUGGGCUGGGCACUUGAGGUACCAGCAAGCAGCAGACAAACUUGACCCUCCAGUCUCCCAGCACAAGGCAGGGGACAUGGGGUGG